GGCAUCAGUUGAACCGAAAGCAUCGAGCUUCAAGCUUCACAACAAAUCACAAUCAAACCUAUACUAAAAUACAGGGUAUCAACUUCGAAGAUGCGUCUAACGCUUUUGGCACUCAUCGGCGUGCUCUGUCUCGCCUAUUGCUAUGCUCUCAGUCCGGAGGAUAAUGUCGAGCAGAUCGGAUUGCUGGAUGUGGCCGACUCUGGACAAGGUCAUGCCAAUGAGGGCGACCGAGAGGCCCGACAGUGGGGAGGCGGCUGGGGAGGACGCGGCGGAUGGGGAGGCGGACGCGGCUGGGGAGGUGGCGGCGGAUGGGGUGGACGAGGAGGAUGGGGAGGCGGUGGCUGGGGAGGCCGAGGAGGAUGGGGCUGGGGCCGUUAAUCUGAUUAAAGCCCCACGAAUACCCUUCCUGCCAACGCAACCCUGCGUCCAAACACAUUUCAAUAUUCACCGAAUUCUAUGUGUAUGUAAAUAAAGAACAUUUCCAAAAAAAAUAUCA
Molecule: messenger RNA, 496 nt
Organism: Drosophila innubila
Lineage: Eukaryota; Metazoa; Arthropoda; Insecta; Diptera; Drosophilidae
Product: neuropeptide-like protein 32
Exons: 2
Coding region: 91-378 (95 amino acids)
Source: RefSeq, a predicted model, not a curated record